UCUCUCUCUUUUCUCCUCCUCUCUCUCUCUGAGCCUUUCUGACCUCUUCACUGUAAAUGGUGCACUCUGGAGAUUAAGUCCCAGACCUACAUUAAUCUUAAUCUGUUGGCCAACAAGAUGUGUGUCGCUAGGAUGUCAUUGCUCUUAUUACUAUUCUGUCUCUCCCUCCCUCCUUCGUGACAUCAUCCACCCACCAUAUGUACAUCAUAAUGUAAUAGCAGAGGGUGGAGCAUGCAAUUCCUCACAGACGAAAAGCAAAAGAGUGGAUGGGAGGAUAGAGGAGGUGUCUGUUAGACAAAAAAAGAGAGAGAGAAAGAGAGAAAGGGAGAGAAAAGGAGGGGGGGGGUACAAUCAGGGAGGCAGGAGGUCAAAAAGGUUGACAAAGCUCAGUCCAAUAAUUCUCCCUUUCGUGCGUGCAGGCUCUUUCACUGGUCAUCUCCUCACCAGAUUGUCAGGGAAGUUGAUUUACUCGUGACAGGGGAAAAAAAUUCUACAGCAGCUUAAGUUAAUAUAUAAAAAAGGAAAACAAAUAAGAGUAAAACACUUCUGUCCUGACACGAGCAGAUAAGGACAGCCUUGCUAAAGAAGAGGAGAAAAAGACAGAGCAAAGGCACUGGUUGCGGACAAGAACUGUGAGAGAAACUGCUCUCGGCUGUCUUUGGGGAACCUGACUGGUCUUCGAUGCCUGCAUUCUCCCUGGGACUUUAAAUGAACUAAGUUAAUGUCAGUGGGAGAGAAUGGUACAUGGAGAGGGACUGUCUCCGUACCCUCUUCAAUUCCUCCUUUCUUUCACUCGCAGCUGUCCCACUCUGCAGACCUAGCUGUGGCCAUAUUUCUCAUCACCACAGGCGUGGUGUCAGUGAUGGGUAAUGGAGUGGUUUUGCUGAUUUAUGGGCGAAAGAGAAAGAAACUCAAGCCUCACGAACUGAUGACCAUAAACCUGGCGGUUUGUGAUUUUGGCUACAGUCUUUUUGGUGCACCCUUCCCUAUAACUUCCAGCCUGUCGCAUGCCUGGGUGUUCGGUGAGGCUGGGUGUCUGUUCUACGGGGUGCAAGGCUUUGUGUUUGGCAUCGGAUCUCUGAUCACCACCUGCCUUAUCUCUCUAGACCGCUCUUUCAAGAUCUGCAGCAUCCAGUAUGGCCAAUGGAUCGAAAGGAGACACGCAUCUUAUUCCAUUUUACUGGUGUGGAUCUAUACCAUAUUCUGGGGAUUACUUCCUGUAUUUGGGUUUGGAAGCUAUGGGCCAGAACCAUUUGCAACAAGCUGCACAAUUAACUGGUGGAGGAUGAAGUCCUCUCUCAAUGACAGAAUCUACAUCUUUCUCAUCCUGUCUCUCUGUUUCGGAGUACCCACCUUCAUCAUCAUCACCUCCUACAUUGCCAUCAUGGUUACGGUGUAUCGUUCAAACCGCACUCUGGCAUCCAUUCCCUCAUCAACAGUCACACACAGCAGCAAGGACUUAAGGCUCACAAAGAUUGCUGCAGUGGUCUGUUCAUCUUUUCUCCUGGCCUGGAUGCCGUACGCUAUCGUUUCUCUCUACUCUGCACUAACAGCCAAGGAAGAACCGGGAGAAGAUCCAGGGAUCCUGAGAGCUGGAGCUGGAAUGACUGGGCACGUAACCCCCAAGCUGGUGGACUUCCUCGCCUUCCCCUCGCUUAUCAACUGGACCUCCUUGGAAAAUGACAGCACCAUCUACGACUCACUGGACAUGUGGAGCAACAGAACCAUGCAUUCCAACUUCAGGCCGGGCUACAAUUCAGUGUUGGGCUCUGGUUCAGCCCUGGGAGCCCAAAGCGUACGGGCCGUGUCCAGCCUGCGUCCGGAGGUGACGCUGAUCCCGGCUAUGUUCGCCAAAUCUCACUGCAUGGUCAAUCCCUUCAUCUACCAGAUCAUGAACCGUGAGUUCAGGGCGGAUGUGUACUACAUGUUCUGUGGGAGAGGCUUGGAAAGAGAGAGGACGAGCAGAAGAGGAAGAGAGAGGAGUGAUUCUGAAGGCAAUCAAAGCAGCAUCAGCUUGUCUUACUGCCACAGCUGGAAGAGGAAGAGCAGCUCACACAUCCUCAGUCACGGAAACAACGGGAAGAAGAAGCAGCAACAGCGUUCAGGGAGCGAGAAGGGGCCCCGUGGCUCCUGGCAAGGCAGCGGGUGCAGCGACUGGGCCUCCCUGGAUGCAGCCAUGUUGGACACCCAGAUCAACAUGGAGAGGGAGAAGGGUAGCGAGGGGGACAGAGGAAAGGAGAAGGAGCAGGGCGGGUCCACCUCCAGCAGUCUGUUGACUUGUGAAGACUGAGGUGAUGAUUGUGGUGGUGGUGGAAAAAAUGGCUGUUAAGUAUAUUUAUUCUUAUAUGAAGAGCUUUAUGAAAAAGUAUAUAUUUUAUGAAUCGUGUUUGUAUGUCAUUGAUUUAGAAUGCAUGUCCUUAACACUGUCCCUAAAAGACUUCUUAAAAUAGGCAAUAGAUUAAUAGCUAUCUUUGUAAUGUACACAUUCACAUUUGACUCGAUGGCUAUUUAGAUGAAUGAUGUAUUUCAUUUUAACACAGACCACAACAGCUCUGAAUUAUCACAAAGUAGCCCAAUCUGGAAAUGGUGGUCAGACAGCCUCGUGUAAUAGACCUCCUGGAAAUCCCCUGUUGGUGACAAAUGAUAAAAGCAUGUUGUUUUGUGUUAACGUUGGGAUUGGACAUCUCAUUGUAGGCGCUGUUGUUGCCAACUUUCAUGGUUUGAUUUACAGAAUGGUGUUAAGACCCCUGAUUUAUAAUAGGCAGUCAUUUUAAAUGUGAUCCUUUGUGUCUUCUUGUUAAAAGUCAGUGAAUGUGUCAGUGUAAUCAUAGUGCUGUUUUUAAAUAUUGGUCCUAAUGCAGUGUUCAGUAAGCAAAUGUAUUUAACAACAUACAAUAUUUAACAGCAGCGGAAAAGUUGAUCAAAAACAAUAAAUGGUUCAACAAAA
Messenger RNA from Clupea harengus (Atlantic herring), 2947 nucleotides. Its product is annotated as opsin-5-like. NCBI's taxonomy places the organism in Eukaryota, Metazoa, Chordata, Actinopteri, Clupeiformes, Clupeidae. Gene Ontology annotation, biological process: G protein-coupled receptor signaling pathway. Gene Ontology annotation, molecular function: G protein-coupled receptor activity. The record is from RefSeq and is a predicted model, not a curated record. Gene Ontology annotation, cellular component: membrane.